Mizuhopecten yessoensis (Yesso scallop) is the source of this 1667-nucleotide messenger RNA. RefSeq names its product monomeric sarcosine oxidase-like. The record is from RefSeq and is a predicted model, not a curated record. The transcript has 9 exons. Bases 78 to 1319 code for a protein of 413 amino acids. Gene Ontology annotation, molecular function: sarcosine oxidase activity; flavin adenine dinucleotide binding. Lineage: Eukaryota; Metazoa; Mollusca; Bivalvia; Pectinida; Pectinidae.
UCACAUACCUGGCAUCAGAUAAUUUUAUCCUUCAUAGAUAAACAAGGUUGUGAUGUAAUAUCCCGUCCAAGCUGAACAUGGAGUCUGAGAGGUCCUUCUACCCCUACAUUGUAGUUGGCUGUGGCGGGGUGGGGAGUGCGGCGGUGUAUUGGUUGUCCCGUCGGGCGGGUUCAGACGUGCUAGGUCUGGAACAGUUUGAGUUAGGUCACAGUAAUGGCGGUUCCCAGGACCAUUCCAGAAUCAUUCGUUUAGCCUACCACGAUGACCGCUACACCAAACUAACACCAGAAACGUACAAAGCAUGGCAGGCGGUGGAAGAAGAGUCUGGGAUCAAAUUAGUCCAUAAGACCGGGGGUGUUCAGUUCGCCAAACGGGAAGAGAUGGGCAAGAUCGUGGACGAGUACGCCAAGGCUAUGGACGCAAACAAUAUCAAAUAUGACCGCAUGAAGGGCUCAGCGCUGCGGAAACGUUUCCCUCAGUUUGAGAUAGAUGACAGUUACGAAGCGAUAUAUGAACCACAGUCGGGUCUCGUGGAUGCGGCUAUGGCAAACGCCGUGCACAUUCAGCUGGCCCGGGGGAGGGGCGCACGCGUCAUAGAUAACUGCCCGGUUAAAGGCGUGGAACGUGCAAAGGACGGUAAAAUUACCGUCUACACGGCCAAGGGGGUUUUCCAGUGUCGCCGUCUGGUGGUGGCCCCUGGAGCCUGGAUAAACCACGUGCUUGGAUCAGUGGGUGUUCACAUCCCAAUCUACGUCACCCAAGAACAAGUGACUUAUUUUGCAACUCCUAACAUAAAAGAUUUCACCAAAGAGAGAUACCCUAUUUGGAUAUACCAUUCACCGAAAUACGAUUUCUACGGACUACCCAUACAUGGUAACUCUGGUAGCAAGAUAGGUAUAGAUGCCGGUGGUCCCGUCGUCACAGCCGAUUCACGAACCUUUGAGCCAGACAAAAUCAGAGAGAAGGCCUGCAUAGAACACUUACAGAAAACCAUUCCGAAGUCCCUUGGUCCGCUGAUGUAUACAAAAACGUGUCUCUAUACCAUGCCUCCAGAUCGGCAUUUCGUCAUCGAUACAUGCGCCAAGACCGGAUGGGAUGACGUAAUAAUUUGUUGCGGCGCCGGACAUGUGUUUAAAUUUGCGUGCCUCGUUGGAAAGAUUCUAACAGAGAUGGCAGUGGACGGGAAAACUCAGUAUGAUAUAUCACGAUUCAAUCUCGAUCGUGAGGCUCUAACGGACCCCAAUUGGGAUCCCGUGUUGUUCAUGGGAACUGGCGGGAAAGUCCCAACACCGUCUUCCAAGAACACCUCAAAGCUCUAAUACGUCUGCUGACUUCUUGCAAAUUGCUAUGAUUCACACGAUUUAUCGCAAAUACUAAAUUAUUUCAUAUAGGUUUAUUCAAGAAAAAAAAUUCAGUUGUGAUGGGUAUUUUAAAUACAUAUAAAGUAUUUAAAGAUGGACAUGUUGGAAAAAUGAUUUACAUGAUAUAAAGAUACUUCUUUAACUGGUCUUGUGUAAUUGAGUCGAGUUGGAUAUAACGUACAUGUAUGUAACUUCAAUAUAAAGCAGUUUUAACGGAGAAGUUGGGUGAUUUUAAUUUUUGAAAUUUGUGUAUAUUUUAUUGGUUUGAUUAUCAUGCAGAAAUAAAACUAAUGUGCUCAUAAAAUA